Messenger RNA from Neogale vison (American mink), 4375 nucleotides. It is a transcript of the gene CORO2A, whose product is annotated as coronin 2A. Gene Ontology annotation, molecular function: actin filament binding. The coding region runs from base 54 to 1616 and encodes 520 amino acids. Gene Ontology annotation, biological process: actin filament organization. The transcript is spliced from 12 exons. Lineage: Eukaryota; Metazoa; Chordata; Mammalia; Carnivora; Mustelidae. The record is from RefSeq and is a predicted model, not a curated record.
CCGCCGCCGCCGCCGCCGCUGCCGCCACCGCCACCUGCGCGGUCGUCAUCAAGAUGUCAUGGCAUUCCCAGUACCGGAGCUCCAAGUUUCGCCACGUCUUUGGCAAACCAGCCAGCAAGGAGAACUGCUACGACUCGGUGCCCAUCACCCACAGCGUCCAAGACAACCACUUCUGCGCCGUGAACCCCUGUUUCAUUGCAGUCGUGACUGAGUGCUCCUGUGGGGGGGCCUUCUUCGUCAUUCCCUUGAACCAGACGGGAAAGUUGGACCCCCACUACCCAAGGGUCUGCGGGCACGGAGGGAAUGUCUUAGACAUCAAGUGGAAUCCUUUUAAUGAUUUUGAGAUCGCCUCCUGUUCUGAAGAUACCACAAUUAAGAUCUGGGACAUCCCCAAGCAGCUGCUGACAAAGAACCUCACAGCCUGCAAGAAGGAGCUAAUGGGCCACACCCGCAGGGUGGGCCUGGUCGAGUGGCAUCCCACGGCUGCCAACAUCCUCUUCAGCUCUGGCUACGACUUCAAGGUGAUGGUCUGGAACCUGGACACAAAGGAGUCUGUAAUCAUGAGCCCCGUGAGGACGAUUACUUGCCACCAAGGCGUGAUCCUCUCCAUGUCCUUCAACACCAAUGGCAGCCUGCUGGCCACCACCUGUAAAGACCGCAAGCUUCGGAUCCUCGACCCCCGGGCCGGGACUGUCCUCCAGGAAACCAGCUGCACAGGGCACCGGGCCAACAAGGUGCUGUUUCUGGGGAACCUGAAUAAGCUGCUGUCCACGGGCACAUCCCAGUGGAACAAUCGGCAGCUGGCGGUGUGGGACCAGGACAACCUGUCCCAGCCUCUCUUCGAGAUGGACCUGGAUGGCUCCUCGGGCGUGCUGUUUCCCUUCUAUGAUGCGGACACCAACAUGCUCUAUGUGGUGGGGAAGGGAGAUGGAAACAUCCGCUACUAUGAGGUGAGCGCCGACAAGCCUCACCUGAGCUACCUGACAGAGUACCGCUCCCACAGCCCGCAGAAGGGGAUGGGUGUCAUGCCAAAGAGAGGCCUCGACGUCACCUCCUGCGAGAUCUUCCGCUUCUACAAGCUGAUUACAAGCAAAGGCCUCAUUGAGCCUAUAUCCAUGAUUGUACCCCGGCGGUCGGAGUCUUACCAAGAGGACAUCUACCCGCCUACGGCAGGAGCCCGGCCCUCUCUGACAGCCCAGGAGUGGCUCUGUGGGAUGAAUAAAGGCCCAGUCAUGGUGUCCCUGAGGCCCUGCUCCGAGCUCCUGAACCCACAGCCACUGCUCCCAGAGACACCCCCGUCCGUCUCCAUGGCCCCCUCCAAACAAACAGACAAGGUGGUUGUAGACAAUGGCCGGAGAGCCUUCUCCCGUCUGGAGGAGAAGGUGCCCAGGCAGGGAGCAGCAGAACACAGGCUGGAAGAGAAGACCCCUCGGCUCACCAAUGGCUUCGACAUGGAGUGUCCCCCACCAAAGACAGAGAACGAGCUGCUGCAGAUGUUCUAUCGACAACAGGAGGAGAUCCGAAGGCUCCGAGAGCUGUUGACGCAGCGUGAGGUGCAGGCCAAGCAGUUGGAGCUGGAGGUCCAGAACUCGCGCAUGGGCUCACAGAGGUUCUGAGCAGAGCGUGCUGCCCUCCCCACCCUCAGGGACACCACUCGGCUCCACGGGGAGGUCCAGAACCAAACCAGAAGUCCCCCAAGAACAACCACUAUUUCUAUAUUUUUUACCAGAAAACGAAAACUCUCGGUUGCUGGAAGAUUCUAGUGGGAGGGGUGUGGUGCCGUUUUCUACUUGCCUUCUCAAAACAGGUGUCUGAAUUGACUCUUUUUAGACAACAACUUGCCUUCGGUUUUGUUCUGUGUUUAAGGGUCCACGGCGAGCUGUCACUUCUCCAGGAAAAGAACACUAUAAAGUUAGAGCUGGAAGGACCCAAGAGGGGAAGCUGCCUGUGAUUUUCAAACUGUCCACAGGGUGGGAGGAAGCCUAUGCAGGAGGGCUGUGCUCCCUACCCCCACCCCAUUCCAACCAGACAGCUCCCCUUCUUUCUGAUUUAUAUAUUGGCUUCCAUGGAAUACAUAGUUCUGUUUCUGAAAAAACAUUGAGAAGUUUGAAAAGCAGUGAUCUGGCCCAAUUCCUCAUUUUACAGGUGGGGAAACUGAGGCCCAGAGAGAGACGAGUGACCAGGGUCCACAGAGGGUUCGUGGAAGGGCUGGGUCAAGCUUCUGGUCUUCUGGGUCUGUCUUUCUGCUGCUCCCGGUCUGAUGCAUCUCUCAAGCCCGCAGGGCAGGAAUCUGUUUAUUCUGGGUUCAGCAGUGACCUCUUACAGGUCCUUCCCUCUCUGGUCUCAGUUUCUCCAUCUGAACCUGGGGACCCUGGGGUGUGCUGCCCUCUACAGGAUCUGCCUCCUGAGACUAGAAGCCAUGGCCUUGACCUGAGGAAAACUACCCAUAGCAAUGAUCUGGGUCGGCUGCAGGAACUCACAAGACAUUGGUGAACCAGCAGAGGAAGUUUAACUGUGGGGAAAUAAGUCAAGCUUUGGCCCAGUGCUAGAACACAGAGAGGAAGCCCACACCAUCCUCUCUUCAAUCGCCAUCAGCCAAGUGUGGACAGACACUUAUCUCUUUUGUGGGGGAGCAGACAUCAGGGUGGUUCCUGUGACCACUGACGGCCACAGAGCCGUCCGCUCCAGGAUAGAGGCAGGUAGAUUUUGGUCUACGAGGCAGGGAGCCCCAGCGCUGUGGGAUGCCUGCAGAACCCCAUGGCCACCCCCUUCUGGAGAGGGAUGACUGCACUAGGGAAGGGAGUAGGGCCAGAUGACCCUGAAGUUCCCUUCUAGCCUGAGAGUAAUAUGUCCCUCCCUUGUGAAACUGCGUCCUGCGCCCAUUCGCUAAGGUUCUUUGUCAGUGGCCAAUACGCAGCCGAGCUAGAGAUGGAAAAUGUCAGAAAUUAAAUGAGCCCUGAUGGGAUUUUGUCCGCUGCACAGGGCAAUCCUGGAGCUAAGGUGGGGACGGGAGGCGGCCCCACCGCCUGGUAGGUUUCAGCCCAGGCUGUACGUGAGAGUCCUCUUAGGAGGGUUCGAGAAAUACAGAUGCCUCGUCCCAAUCCCAGGCCAGUUGAAGCUGAAUCUUUGUGUAUAUUGUUCUGAGUUUCCAGGUCAUUCUGCAGUACAGACUGGAGAGCCACUGAGCUGGCCCAUCUGUACCUAUCUGCAGUAGAGAUAAGGAUAGAGAAUGUCAGACCGGCUCUGGGACCUAACCCCCUCCUCUGAAUCCGGGCUGGAAGUGUCCCGUGUCUCUGUGGGACCCCUGGCUACAACUUGAUGAGGGCUCUGUGACCCCGAGCGCCCCCUCCCCUAGCCAUGGCUUGGUCCCCUUGUCUGCCUACACACACCAGACCCCGCAUCCUGUCUUGUUGACUUGUCCCUGGGGCUCACCAGAGGCCAUGUCCCAGGUGUUGUGAGGGAACAGAGCUCCCCUGGGUGGGGCUGCCUCUCCCACCUCAUAGGCAGUCAGCUCUCUGCAGUUAACAAAGCCCUUCCACCUCCACUCCCUGGCAUGUCCAGCUCUAAUUCUAACAUGGGCCAGGCGGGCAUCGCCCCCCUGGUCAGAAUGAUGACACUAUCCCCAUGUCAUUCCCAGAGAAUGAAGAAGGAUCACGCCCACAGGCACUGGCCUCAAACAGCCGGAGUUGGGGCUGAGUCUGGGGCGCCUCCCAAAUGUUCCUCUGAGCAGAACCUUCUCAGGCUCUUAAGGGACCCAGACCUCAUGCUUAAAAACAAUGUGAAGGCAUCUGUGAACAAACUUGUUUUUUGGGUUUGCUUUUUUUUAAACUAGAGUAAAUUAUUUAAAUUAUUUCACAGCAAGGGAGAGGGAUAGGUAAUUUUUAUCAAAUAUUUUUUUAAGCCAUUUUUUAAAAUUGCAUUUUUGUUUAUGUUCUUGACUGAUGAAGCAGAGGUUGCCCAGCAUCUGCAGGGCCAGGCCUGCACACUCAGGGCAAAGCAGAAUGUGCACUCAUCUCUUUACUCCGUCCUCUGGGAGGCCCCUGACCGUUGACUCAGGAGCUUUCUGAGAAUGAAGACAGCACCGGGAGAUGAGCGCUGGGGCGUAUCCACCUUAGCUCUACAAUAAAUGUUCUUCCUGGAACUAAAUUUAAGAUUGUAUCAUAGAGGGAAGAAGGAAAUCAAAAAUAGAUCUAUGCUUUUAAUAUGAAACUGUGCCUGAAAUAGUCUGAUUGUUUUAAUGUUGUUUCUGAAAUUCCUUUUACCUUUGUAAAAAAAAAAAAAAAUUAAGAAAUAAAAAUGAAAAUAAAUAGAUGUGAAAUCGUGCAAUGGAAAGAAUGUACCAAAAUAAUAAACAACAUCUGCCUAGACAUUUUAA